Molecule: messenger RNA, 5858 nt
Organism: Polistes canadensis
Lineage: Eukaryota; Metazoa; Arthropoda; Insecta; Hymenoptera; Vespidae
Gene: Patr-1
Product: protein PAT1 homolog 1
Exons: 9
Coding region: 1-2184 (727 amino acids)
Biological process (GO): P-body assembly; deadenylation-dependent decapping of nuclear-transcribed mRNA
Cellular component (GO): P-body
Molecular function (GO): RNA binding
Source: RefSeq, a predicted model, not a curated record
AUGGCAGACUCUUUUUUCGGUUUCGACACUACGAUUUUAGAUGGUUUAGAAGAUGGGCUUGAUUGUCCUUUGGAAGAAGAAGAUUUUGGUGAGGAGGAAUAUGAUGCAUUGAACGAUGAAACUUUUGGUUCGGAGGCUACCAUUGGAGAUUGGGAAAAAGAUCAUGAGAAACUUGCAGAAAUUACAGAAUCUAGUAGGCCACAGCAUAAAAGUGUUCCGGAUAAGAAGAAUGGUAUCAGCGUUAACAUCGAAGAUAGUUUAUCGCAUUUAGUAUUAGAUGAAAAAGAAGGGAUUGUACCUAAGCCAGGUGUAUGGGAUAGUCCUAGUAUUAUACCAUUACCCAAACCUCGACCACCUCCUUCUUUGACAACUUCCUUAAAAAAUGUAUGUACAGUGGAAGAAUUGGAAAGAGGUCUUAUCGCUAAUAGACCCCCACCCGGUCUUAUAAAACCAACUCAACUACAACAAAAGACGGAUGGGUCUUUUAUUUUUGAUGCAUUGUCGAUAAAUGACAAACUUCAAAUCAAUGGCUUACCUCCCUCUCGAUUUCCACCAGGAUUGGGUCUACCUGGUCCGCAUCCUAUUAUGAUGCCACCAAAUCUAAGAUUACCACAUUCACCACAAUUCAUGCAACAUCCUAGAUUAUUAUCUAAUCAACCUGGUAACGUAUUGCGAUAUCCACUACCACCACAUGUUAUGCUACCGCAAGGAGUACAAAGACAACCAAUUCAUGGACCAUUUACAAGCAAUUUUCAUCAUCCACCUUAUCCUAAUUUAGGACCUCCACAAUUCCUUCGUCAAGAUCAUCCAAUGAUGCCUCCAUUUCCAAAUAAUCAAGUUGGUCAACAACAUUCUUUUCCACAUCCUGUAAAUCAAAGGAACCAGAAUAGAUUAUUUUAUUCCAAUGAACAAGGGAAUCAUCAGCCAUUUUUUAAGAAUAAUCAAUAUCUUCAUCGUAAUCAUGAUAGAAAUAAUCAAAGAUAUUAUCAUUAUCAACAUCACAAUCAUCCUCAAGGAAUAAAUGGCAUUAAUAAUUCUGGAGAAUAUGAUGAAUAUGCUGGUCUUAUGAGUAGCAGAGAAAAACAAUGGUUAAUCAAUAUCCAAUUACUCCAAUUAAAUACGAAUCAACCAUACGUUGAUGAUUAUUAUUACACGGUAUUUUGUGAUAGACAAAAUAAAUUAAACGCUAAUCAAGAACAGAAGGAUAAAAAACAUAAUAACAAUAACGGAUUUCAAAAAGAUUCUAGAAAUCGCGAUCAACCUCAACAUGUUGCAUCAAAAGUUGUAUAUAUCCCAGCACAGUUUGAGAAUUCAUUAGGGAAGCUGCAAUUCAGUAGUGUUACAGCACCUCGUAAAAUUAUUGAUAUGGAUGUUGUUCCCAAUAGUGAUCCGCAUUCAACAUUACAAUCUCAACAAAAAGACACUAAAAAGACGAGACAAUUGUUCCUUGAAAUUGAAAGGAUGUAUACAAUACUGUUAAAAAUUGAAGAUAUAAAUAAUCCUUUAGCUAUGCUAUCGGAACAACAGCAACAAGAAAGUGAAACAGAAACAAACACUGUUAAAAAAACAGGUGCUGAAUUAAUUUCGAUGAUGUGGACAUCUAUUUCUCAGUUAAUACAAGAUGACAAAAUAGCCAGUAUGCUUAGUAUUCGUAAAGGAAAGACACUGCUAUUGAGAUUUUUACCUCUAAUAAAUGUAAUCGAAUACACUAGCCAAUUGGAAAAUUUAUGGGCCUGUAUAUUAAGAAGUUUAGCAAUUAUUGGUCGUAGAGACUCACAUUUAUUGACAAAUUUUUAUCCCGAGUUUCGAAGGUGGCUUAAUAGUGUACAGAAUUUUAAUACAGUACUUCGACUAACAAGAGCAUUAUCUGAAACAGCUAAUCAACCUGUGAAAAAUAAUAGUUUAGUUUUUGCUGUUGUAAACAAGUUUGGUGUAUCUGUAUUAGCCGCAUUUUUGGAACAUGCAGAAAAGUUAAAUCCUACAAAUGAAACUUUAUCUUCUGAUUGGUCCAAUUUUAUAAUAACUCUUGCUGAACUAAUUGGUGAUACACCACCUUGUGUAACUCCCUGUCAACCAGUUGCUGCAAGUACACUUAAUCAACACUUGAGACGGAUUUUAAGUUUAAGAAUUGACAGGUACAGCGCAUUAGAACUUUUGUUAACUGAUGCCAACUCUUCACGAUAGUGUGAUAUUACUUAUUUCUGACGAUUCUCUAAAAGUUCGUUUUUUAAAAUGCAAAAAGUAACAUGGACUCGCAAAAUAUUUUAUUAUUCUAGUUAGUAAUCUUAUUAAAGUAUCUAUUACCUCUAUGAAUAUAUUCGGAAAAAGAAGAAAGGAGAAAAACAUAAUAAUACUAGAUACUAUAGUUUUACAUGAUAGAAAACAAUUUUAUAUGAGAAAUAUGCGGCGUAUAACAAUUUAAACAUUUGUCUUACAUUAGAUUUUAAAUCGAAUAAUUUUGAAUUUUAUAUAUUUAUACUGUAUAUGUAACUUCGUUCAAUAAUUGCAAGAGAAGAUAUUGUUGUCAUUUUUGUGAUAUUUCAACUAAACUAUAAUAAGAAUAGAAAUUAAAAUCUAACUUCAACUUCUAUAACUUCUAUUUCUGCUAUGAGUUACUUCCUUUUGUGUCGAAAAGCUACAUGUAAAACUGGUAUCUAGUGUAAUCCACAUUGCACAUUAUCUUCCUACAGUAAUCAUUCUUUGUUAUUUAUAACAAAAAUAUAAAUUUUGUGAUUUAUUCAAAUGAUAAGUAAUACGAAAACACAAGUACUAAUAUCAUUGGUAUAACGUUUAAUAAUUAAUUAACAUUUUAAAAUAAGUUCGGUUUUAAAUAUAAACAUGUUCUAAUUUAAAGCGAAUAUAACCAAACUUAUUUAUGUUAUGACUUAGUAUAUUUGCAUGUCAUUAUAUUUUAUAAAUUUGAAUUAUAAAUUUAUAGCUAAGGAGCUAUCAAUUUUAUUUAUUUCUUUUAUUUUUCCUUUUUUCCCCUAUCAGGAAUAAUAAAAUAACUAAUUUCCAAUUUAAUUUAUUUGAAUGUUUUAUAGUAGUACUAAAAUAAAAUUUAAGACCAAUGAUAGUUGUACUUGUAUCAAUUGAAAGAAUAUGAAGAUUCCGAUCUGUAUUGUUAGAUUAUAGGCCACAUUUUGGCUUAAUUUAAAAUAUAUUUUUGUCAGCAUUACUUAUCCGUUACAAUAUCAUACAAAUUUCAGUGUUAUUAAUGUAUGUAGUUAAAAAAUAGAAAUUAGAUGCUCAGCUUUAUGCAAAAACUUAUCACACGUUAACAAAAUGUAUUUUUUUAAAAUCAAAUUAUUAAACACUUGGAGCAUUAUAUAUACAUACAUUUAUAUGUAUAUAUGUUUGAAUUAUAAUUCAGUUGUUCAAACUAAAAUAUUAAAUUCAACUUCCGUAAGUUCCAAAAUAAACAUGUGAUAAUGUUAAAUCUGCUAUAGUUGCGUCAACUUAGAAAAUGUUUGUUUCCUUUUUUAAGUAAAUGUUAUUUAGGACGAAAUUUGUAAUCACUUUAAUAAGGAGUAAUUACAAUUUGCAUCGUAAUGAAUUUGCAAUACUAUAAGAAUCUAAAAAAUGUACACUAUAUAAUGACAUGGCCUUUAGUACAUGAUGUAAGUUGAUUACUUUUUAUUGCUUUAUACAUACAUUAAUACAAUGUAACCUUAUGUACGUCUAGCUUGUACAUAGAGGAAUGCUGAUGAAUGAAUGCCUUCAUAUAUUUUGUAACUGGACGCGAAAAAGUUUUGCUUUUCGCUCUUCAUAAUAUGAUACUGCAUUAUUUUGCAAAAAAGGUUUGAAAAAUUUACAAAAAAGAAAAAAAAUUAAUAAUAGUAAUAAUAAUCUUGUUAUUUUAUAAUUUUAAUAACAGAGUUGUAAAGAUGUAGUUAAUCCAAUUGAAUUAUGAAAGCAUGUAAACAGAAUUAAUAAUGUAGAAGAGCACUGUAUCGCAAUACUGUCCUUUUUAAGUAUAGUAAUAGAUGAUAAAUAUGAUUUCAUUGUAAUAUAUAAUUAUAAUGCUAAAUUUUUAUCUGUGUAUAUAUAACAAGUUUCAAAUGAUGUAUUUGAGAUUUGAAUUUAUCGCAGAUGUUGAAUGAAUAGCUCUUACUUCGAGCUUCAUCAUUUUUUCUUUUAUAUUUAUAUAUGUAUAUUAUAUAUAUAUAUAUACAUAAAUAUAUGGUCAUAUAUUUAAGUAUGAAUCUAAUUCAUGCCUAAAUAUUCCAAUGAAUUUCAUUCAUUUUUGCAUUAGGAACUAUCUUCACGUGUACAUUAUGAACAUAAGAAUUAAUAAUUAUAUAUUUGAAUGGAAAACUCUGUAUCACAUUACGAUAAGCGAUCAUUCAUUUAUAUGCGAUCUUUUGUCACAAACUAAAACUUUGCUCUAAUGUUAUGCGUUAUAUUAUUAUCAUUGCUACUAUGAUGAUUUUUAUUUUCAAUAAGUAGGAAUAUAAUAUUAUUAAAAUACUUAAUGCACAAAAUUUAUUUGGUAGAAGACAUGAUACUAUUUGAUAUACAAAAAAAAGAAAGAAAAAAAAUUACAUGUUUUAUGAGUAAUUUAAGAAUAUCUUUAGAACUAUCAAAACACCAAUACGAGUCCUAACUAGCCCAAAAGUUACACUACAUUCUUCUUAUCACGUAACUGGGCUGCUGUGAGCUGAGAAAUAGCUCACUGCAAAUAUAAUAUAUGUCUGCUAUCAAGUAAAAGAUUUUAAAUAAAUAAAAUUUUAUUAUUGUAGUAAUAUAAAAAUAUUUGUGUUAGGACUUGCAUUAGAUUACGAUGGUUCGACUGAUACUUAAGUUAUAUGAAAUUAAUAAUGAGAUAUUGUUUCAAAAUUAAGUUUUAAAAUGUCUCAAAUCGACCUAUUUAUACAUAUGUUUAAAACAAAUAGGACGAUGAGGCUAAUUAUUAAUAUACUGUUUAAAUACGAGCUUGUAUGAAUAUAAAUGGAACAAUUUCGCGAUUGUAAAGAGAUUCUAUCAAAAUGAUGUAUCGAUAUAAAAGUAUCUUUUUAUUAAAUAUAUAUAUAUAUAUAUAUUUUUUUCCAUUCAGCGUAAAAUCGCAUGAAUAUUUAUUUACUAAUAAUUAUCAUUAAUUAUUUUAAGAAUAUUAUUUGUCAUUAUUUUAAAUCUCGUUCCUAAGCUAUUAUGCAUCUAACAUAUUAUUGUUAAAGGUGCGGUAAUAAAGCUAGAAAUUCAUACAUGCUCAUAUGUAUAACAGUACAUGUCUGUUUAAAUUUACUAAUAUGUGAAAUGGAAAGAAUAUAAUAAUUAUAUAUCAUCUCUAUAAUAGUAAUUUUAUAAUGCCAAUUAAUUACAUGCUUUUGUUAAUACAUGCCUUAUAACACGUUCGAGAUCGCAAGUACGUCGCAAGAAAUCAAAUAGCUCUCUUUUUGUCUAAAUACUAAAAGAAUGGAAAAGAUUAAUAAAAAGAAUUUAAAAAGUAUAAAAAAAUAAAAGAUAAAGUAAAAGAAAAAAGAUGUAUAAUGUCUUCUUGUAAACUAGCUAAAAUGGUUGAAUUGGAAAAGAGACUUGCGUUUGAUUUUUACUUAAAGAUAUAUUUUUAUAGAAAUACUAUGUUUAUUCUGUUUAAACAAAAUGAUUGUAAUAGAACCCUAAAACUAAGGAUCGUUAUUUUAACGUCUCUCAAGAGAUCCUUAUAUAGUUUACUACAUAUAUUAUGCAUGUAUUACAUACUCAAUGUACAUGGUACUCUUGUACAUGGGGGGAAAAAAAACAGAGAUAAAACUGUAAAUUUAUUAUACAGUAUAGAAGGAUACUUGUAGCUGUUGUGUAUGUACAGAAUUGACCUAAUUUGAAAUCAAAGUCUUAAAUAAAUGUUUUGCAUUCUAUAA